Messenger RNA from Aricia agestis (brown argus), 2005 nucleotides. It is a transcript of the gene Pex5, whose product is annotated as peroxisomal targeting signal 1 receptor. The record is from RefSeq and is a predicted model, not a curated record. Bases 271 to 1866 code for a protein of 531 amino acids. The transcript has a single exon. NCBI's taxonomy places the organism in Eukaryota, Metazoa, Arthropoda, Insecta, Lepidoptera, Lycaenidae. Gene Ontology annotation, biological process: protein import into peroxisome matrix, docking. Gene Ontology annotation, cellular component: cytosol; peroxisomal membrane. Gene Ontology annotation, molecular function: protein binding.
AGAAUUUACGAAAAUCUUUGUUUUGUUCAUUUGAUUUAUAUUUUUCCCGACUUUUCUGUUUAUUGUAUCGAUACAUAGUCUUUGAAUUAGUUUUAAAGUGAAGUUAAUUUCUUAUGUAUAAGCAUCAAGCCAAAAAAGUGUACAUCGAUAGAAAGAUAGAGAGAGAAGAGAAAACUUAUCAAAGUGAACCGUGACCUUUGCACAUAUUGUUCCAGUGUUAUCGAAAUACAGUUUAGGUGGUUAAAAGAGACUAAAAUUACCUAACUUAAAAUGGCAUUAAAUAAAUUAAUCGGCGGGGACUGUGGAGGUAACAAUUCCCUUGUGCAACUCUCGAAUAUCAUAAAUAGAGAUGCCUCACAACAGCUAUCACAAUCGGACAGACUCGUUGCCGAGUUUCUAAACCAAACCUCUCAUGGGCCUGAAACUUUUAAUAUGAAAGCACUUCUUAACAAUGUACCUGAUGUGGAGAAAACAAAAUCAUAUGGUUCUACCCAGUUGCCAAUGGCACAGCAAACGAGUAUGAUUCCUCAAAGUUCCAUGAUGGCAGCUGGGCCAUCUUCAUCCUUCAUGCCCAUGCCCAGUAUGAUGAGGCCAAUGCCUAUGUCACAUGGUCCCAUGUUCAGACCACAAACAUCAUCUAAUGUGCAAAUUCAGUACAUUGAUGAAGCAGAGCUUCAGACAUCAGCAGAUGUAAAACAAAAAGCUCAAGAAUAUGUUAACAGUGUCAAAGAAGACGAUGAAGUAGCUUACAACCAGUUCAUGUCGUUCAUGAAAAAAAUUAGUGCUGGAGAAUUAAAUUUAAGUGAACCUGAAAGUGAACAAAGAAAAUUAAACAAUGAGAAGUUUGUGGAGGAAAUGACAGAGAAAUAUAAAGAUGAAUGGGCCAAGCUGAGCAACGUUGAUGACUAUUGGAGUUCUGAAGCUGCUAAUGGCAUAGCCGAGGAAUACGCUUUUGCUGAAGGAAAUGUCAUGUUAGAAAAUAAAAGUGCAUUAGAAUUAGGAAAGGAGAAAUUGAAAAUGGGAGAUAUUCCUGGAGCAGUUCUAUGUUUUGAAGCUGCCGCACAGCAGCAACCAGAUUCAGCUGAAGCUUGGUUUUUAUUGGGGACAACACAAGCUGAAAAUGAACAGGACCCAAUGGCAAUUACAGCACUUAAAAAAUCUCUGGAACUUGAUCCUAGGCAGUUGGAAGCUUACAUUACACUAGCUGCUGCAUAUACAAAUGAGAAUAUGCCUAAAUAUGCAUACACAACACUAGCUAAUUGGUUGAAAGCUAGUCCAAAAUACAGUGAUACCUUUCCAAAUGACGUCGACAUAAAGACUAUGCCCCUCAAGGAAUUAGAAACCUAUGUAACUUCACUCUAUCUUAAAGCAGUCCAGUUGAAUCCAACUCAGAUAGAUCCAGACAUACAAAACGCUUUAGGAGUCAUAUUCAACAUAAACUCAGAAUAUGACAAAGCUGUAGAUUGCUUCAAGACGGCAUUAAUGGUUUCCUCGGACAAUGCAAAAUUAUGGAACAGACUGGGUGCUACUUUAGCCAAUAGUGACAGGUCAGAGGAAGCAGUGGAUGCUUAUCAUCAGGCUCUGAAUUUGGAACCAGGUUUCAUAAGAGCUAGAUAUAAUGUGGGUAUAACAUGUAUGAACUUGGGAGCUCAUAAGCAGGCUGCAGAACAUUUUCUGGUUGCUCUGAACCAGCAAACUAAAGCCAGUACCUUAAAUCCAAACACAGCUAACAAAGACAACAGCUCAUCCACAAUAUGGACAACCCUAAGAAUGGUCUGUUCAUUUAUGGGAGAACAUGAUGUUGCUAAAUUAGUUGAUGAAAGAAAUCUUACAGAACUAAACAGGUUUUUUGAAAUGGAUGUUUAAUACUUCCAUACAUUCCAACAUUACUCAAUGAGUGUAAAAUAUAUUUGUGACAUGCUGAAAUAACUUCUUAGCAAGACAAAAACAUUUAUUUAACUUAUAUGUAUACUAGAAAAAAUAUAGGUUCUUACUUGAUUAGCUU